GCGUURUUUGGGGGAUUCCAGGAGUAAUUCCUGCUGUUAUUUUGGAGUUUGGUGGGAAAACAAAACAGGAGGUUUUCCUUUGUUUUUGCUUUCCCAGUGGGAAUCGUAAAAUAAUGUGGGAAGUUUACGGAGAAGGGAGAAGUGCAUCUCUGAAAUUGCCAAAUCCACCCAAAAUCGAUGGAAUUCGGGCAGAGUUGGAUUGGAUCCGAUGGUCAGAACAUUCCGCUGUCCCAUUCAAAGAGCAUUCCCGAUGGAAUUCCCAGAAUUCCCACCCUGGGGUGUCCAUAACCAUUUCCUAUCUCUUUUUUUAGCCGUGCUUCCCACCUAGGCACCCGGGAGGAUUUUCCCUGGGUGGAAGGAUUAGUUCCGGUGGGAUGUCAGGAACGCUCCGAAGAAUCCACAGGAUCCAUGGAAUGAUUUUGGGGAGUUCCAAGUGCUGAACCAGCGGAAUCUCCGAUGGAGAGCAGUGCCGCGCUGGCGAUCCUGCUGUGUGCCCUGUGCCUGCCAGCAGCGCUUCCCUCGGGAUCAAAAUCGGGAUCGGAACUGGGAUCGGAGCUGGGAUCGGGGUCGGGGAACAUCCCGGCGCAGCUGAAGGUCAGGAUCGCCGUGAACGCCACGCCCUGCAGCGUCACCUGCGGGCUGGGCGUGCGGGAGGAGCGGCUCUGCGAGGUCACGGCGGCCGGCGACACCGGGAACUGCUCGCUGGUGCGCUCGCGCUGCCUCAGCCGCUGGAUCUGCGGCCUCCUGCACCUCAGCGUGGCCGAGGGAGACCCUUUCCGCCUCAGCUGCCUCUCCCCGGACRCCGCCGACCUGGAGGAGCAAACCUUUGGCUACACGUGGCAGUUCGCCCGCGGUCUGGUCACCACCAACGACCUCCUGUUCCAGCCCUUGCGCUUCCCCAGCCCGGAGCUGAGCUUCUCGCCGGCUCUGGAGUCGCACUCCGGCACCUACCGCUGCGACGUGCAGGAGCUCAGCUCCUUCAAGCUCGUCAAGAGGAUCUACUUCGGCCUCAAGGUGAUCCCCCGGGACCUGGUGGAGCUCAAUUUCCAGAAAUCCCUGACCUGGGAGCAGCAGCUGGCGGCCAGCGGCGAGGAUGCGGGCAACGACACCGGCGCCGGAGAGAGGGAUCGGCGGCGGCGGCCGAAAUUUUGGGAGGAGCAGUGGUUUUACGAGGCGGUGGUGGGAAUUGCGAGCGGAGUGGUCAUGGGGAUCCUGCUCAGCGUCGGGAUCUGCUGCCUCAGCUGGAUUUGCAGGAGGAGACAGGAGGAGAAAUGAACGAAGUUUUGAUGCAUUUCCCUGGCUUCCGCUCGUUAUUAGGUUUAUUUUCCGUCCUAAUUUUAUUUCCUCGUUUAUUUCCCAUCCUUAUUAUAUUUCCCGCUUAAUUUCCCAUCCUUAUUUUAUUUCCUGCUUUCUUCCCAUCCCUAUUUUAUCUCCUGCAUUGUUCCCAUCCCUGUUUUAUCUUCUGCUUUGUUCCCAUCCUGAUUUUAAUUUCCUGCWUUAUUUCCCAUCCUUUUUUUAUUUCCUGGAGUUU
Molecule: messenger RNA, 1531 nt
Organism: Malurus melanocephalus (red-backed fairy wren)
Lineage: Eukaryota; Metazoa; Chordata; Aves; Passeriformes; Maluridae
Gene: TMEM81
Product: transmembrane protein 81
Exons: 2
Coding region: 457-1275 (272 amino acids)
Source: RefSeq, a predicted model, not a curated record